AGGAGGAAGAUGCGACGGCCAUGGAGAGCAGAUCGGGGACUCCUCGAGCCGUCCUGCUGAUGUGAUUGAUGCUGUUCAAUCGUCCCCAUGCGCUGACACGUUGCGGUGUUGCUGCGUGAACGAUGCACGAGCGAUGUCUGAUGUUGAGGCCACGUAUGCAGACUUCAUUGCCUCGGGCAGGACGGGACGGAGGAACGCCCUGCACGACAUCCUGCAGAGUCCCACCGACCCCGAGGGACGAGAGCUGCCCCUCACCCUGUCUCUGUCCCAGCUGCACAUCAACGCAGGAGGGGGAGAGGGAGACGACACAGAGGACAGCCAGAGCUCCUCCUCCUCAGCACAGAGGGAGGCUGAGCAGAGGAACAGCUAACCUAUAUGUGUGACCUGUGUGUGUGUGUGUGUGUGUUAUGUGUGAAGAAUCUGCUUGUCUAAAGUGGGCUGGCAGCCGCGGGGUAGCACCACCACUGCUGAGGUGCCUAUAAGCAGGGCAUUGACACCCAAAAUCCACUGUAGAGGCGCUGUGCUGUGAUGUGAUCAUCCAGUGCUCUCAUGUCCCUGUGGCUCUGCUGUGCAAUAGAAUAACAGACUGAUUCCCGGGUGUUUUUUUUCAGAGCCGGUGGAAGCAGAAAGACACAUUUGUAGCUCUUGUAAAGUUGAUUUUUACUUUCAGUCCUAGUUACUAAACACACAAGUUGGAUGACUGGAAUGAAACGAGAAAGUAGGCAGAGACCCUCUGUGAGUUUUGUAGUAGUGUAAGCAAUUUGUAAGACCACUGAGACGUGCUGAUGUAAUGGGUCACAGUGGGAGUAGCAUGUUUGUAGAGGUAGUGAUGCUGAUAGAGAUUAUAUUGGCAGUUAAUGGCUUGUGCUUCUUUUAAAUUGACAAUACUGUGGAGGGAAUUGGACCACUCAGCUGUAGUAGAGCUGGAAAACACCGUGAACAAAAACACUGGGGUCUGGUUACUCAAAGGUGCACUGUGUUUGCUGAUUUUGUCGUGCCGUGUUUGACCAACCAAAUCCAGAUGUGUACUGUGUGUGUGAAACUGGCCUGUACUGUAGAAAGCAGAGGACUGUGGCACUGGGGAGGUGGUGUGACAGCGUUCUGCAGGCACCGACACCAUUCAUUUACAGUUAGUAAGGAUGACAUAUUUCCGUGGCUCAGUGGUUAACAAAACGAAAUGCUGAUGGUGUACUACUGUAUCUUUGACUGUCUCUUUUAAAAUCUUUUUUUGUUUUUUUAACUUUUCUAAUGAUGCCAUUAUGAUGAAACUUAGAUCAGAAGAUUGAUACCACUCUCAUGUCCGUACACUAAAUACGUAGCUGGAGUCAGCUGAAGGUAGGUUUAUCUUAGCAUGAAGCCUGGGAACAAGGGGACAAAGCCAGCCUGGCUGCACCCCGAACGUGACGAAAUCCACCAGCACCUCUAAAGUUCACUAAUGAGGAAGUUAUAUCAUUUUGUGAGAUUGAACCUGUUUGCUUAAUUCAUACAAAAACUGAAGCUGGCCGUUAGCCAACUAAACAGUUUCUUGGUUGCCAGGCAACCGGCAGAGAAACAAGGAAGUUACCGGCCGCUCUUGGACUUCACUUUUUGAAUUAAUGAAACAAGUGCGAUGUAACAAGCUGAUUGACGAGCUUUAGAGGUGCUGGUACGGAAGCAUGAAUUGGCCCACAGAUUAGCUAAGCGUGGUCUCUGUUUGUGUUGUACAUGAAUGUACUUUAGUCCCCUGACAAAGGAGCACCGCUGUAAAUCAACAGCUCUUGAUUUAUGACCAUCCAUAGAUAAGCUGGCUAAGCUAGUUAGCUGGACCCCUGCUGGCCAGCUGCCUGCUCCAGCAACCUAUCUAGCACGCAGCUGUGAGAGUGACAUCGAUCUUCCCAUCGGAAUCUCUGCAGUCAAAAUAUUCCUUAAAUGUAGAUAUGCAAUACUCAGCGGAGCUUCCAGCAAAUGUAACAUGUCUGUGUGAAGGUUUCUGCCUCUUGACACUGAGGCUGAACUACAUUCCUGCUACUUUGCGUAAUAAUGGAAACAUCCCAUAAUCAUCGUUCAUUAGGACCAUCGUGCAUGCCCUUUUGAAACUGUGUAUUUUUUGUCAGUUUUCUCCUUGUCAUUUUUACGGAGUAUAAUCUUACUGUAAGACUGCAGCUUGACUGUGUCUCGUUCUUAUUCAUGCUGAGGAUAAUAGGGUAAACGUAACUCUUUUUUACAAUACUCAUCCAGUCAGGUUUUCAAGUUGUAAACUGCCACGCGACUGUACAGUGACUCACCCCCGCUUCGACUACACAGUGUAAACUCAGCUGUUCAUAAUUUGGCAUGUAGACAUAUGGCAGUUGCAUGAUUCUGCUAAAUGUGUAGGUGUUUGUCUGACUGUCUAUAACCAUAUUUUCUACUUCUUGUGCCAAACAAAGUCAAAUAAAUAAUGGAUGACAGUGGGAUGCCGAGUUUCUUGUGUGGUUGUACUUCCGCAGUUUGGCCAACAGGUAGCACUGUGAGAGAAUUUCUCAAGCUUGACACUAGAACAUGUCAAGCAAAACUUCUGUUUAACACCCAUGUAACCAUUAUCAACAAUUAUUUGAGAUUCAUUACUUGGGAAAGAAAA
Messenger RNA from Xiphias gladius (swordfish), 2596 nucleotides. Its product is annotated as cAMP-dependent protein kinase inhibitor alpha-like. Gene Ontology annotation, cellular component: nucleus; cytoplasm. The record is from RefSeq and is a predicted model, not a curated record. Gene Ontology annotation, biological process: negative regulation of cAMP-dependent protein kinase activity. Bases 134 to 370 code for a protein of 78 amino acids. Gene Ontology annotation, molecular function: cAMP-dependent protein kinase inhibitor activity. Lineage: Eukaryota; Metazoa; Chordata; Actinopteri; Istiophoriformes; Xiphiidae. The transcript has 3 exons.